AAAAACAUCAGCAUCGCGGAACUGUCGCUGCCCGGAUCGCGUUUCCCGCUGGAGGGCGCGUCGGAUGCAGAUAUCGGUUCGAACGCCCAGCUCUCAUAUACACUGAGCCCCUCCGAGCACUUUGCUCUGGAUGUGAAAUCUAAAGACAAAAACAAAGUUUCCAUUGCCUUGGUGUUAACGCAUCCUCUGGAUCGGGAGUCGGUGUCGGAGCACCGCUUGGUGGUGACGGCGAGUGACGGGGGCAGGCCGGCGCUGACGGGCACGGUGCAGCUGGUGAUCUCGGUGCUGGAUGCGAACGACAACGCGCCGCAGUUCAACCAGUCGGUGUAUAAAGUGCAGCUGCCAGAAGAUGCCAUGCCGGGAACAGUUUUCCUGCAGCUAACAGCGACAGACAAUGACGAGGGAAUUAACAGGGAAAUCUACUAUGUCUUCGGUGAGACUGUUUCUGAGAACGUGAAGGAAUUAUUCGUAAUCGAUAAACUGUCAGGGAAAAUGAGUACUGCGGGACAACUGGAUUUCGAGGAUGUUCAGUCAUAUGACCUGGAGAUCGAGGCGAGAGAUAAGGGGACGCCUCCGUUGUCGGGGCACUGCAGCGUGGAGCUGGAGGUGCUGGACGUGAACGACAACGCGCCCGAGGUGUGGGUGACGUCGCUGUCGGUGCCGGUGCCCGAGGACGCGGCGCUGGGGACGGUAGUGGCGCUGCUGAGCGUGUCGGACCGGGACUCG
Phasianus colchicus (ring-necked pheasant) is the source of this 726-nucleotide messenger RNA. NCBI's taxonomy places the organism in Eukaryota, Metazoa, Chordata, Aves, Galliformes, Phasianidae. The record is from RefSeq and is a predicted model, not a curated record.